Molecule: messenger RNA, 1617 nt
Organism: Symbiodinium pilosum
Lineage: Eukaryota; Dinophyceae; Suessiales; Symbiodiniaceae
Source: the annotation of a GenBank genome assembly
AUGCUGGCCUUCCUUCUGUCAAGCUUGCUAUUGACAGCCAAUGCAGACGGCAACAAAGUGACGGUGCUUGCUGAUGUUCACACUGAUCAUGCAGCCGAUUCCAUGCGCCUUCUGCAGGAGCACGUGGUGUUGCAGGAGCAUUUGGCAACACAGAAGACACGUGGAGGGUUGGCGAAGUCUCGUCUGCAAUCUGGAUCGGCUGCUUUGCUCCCAGAGGCAUCAGUGCUCAUCCAGAAAGAGGAGCAGGAACCGACAACAGUUGUCACCAACCAGUCGUGGUUUUCCAGACUGGGCGAUUCCUUCUGGAGCGUGAUUGCUGGCCUGAUCAUGAUACCCUUUUCACUGGUACUGAUGUGGAUGAAUGAGAGAAGAAAUGCACAGCAGGAGAGCAUCCUGCAGCUUGGGGUGACCGAGGUGCAGACCAUUGCCUCGAAGCUGGCCGAUGAGAAGUUGCAUGGGACGUUGGUCCAUCUGAAUGAUGCGGACGCGAAGGGCUUGGAUGAGGUGAAGGAUCGACGAUUCCCAGCAAUAUGCUUUGAGACGGGGUGCCUGAGGCUGAAAACUCAAGUUCAAGUUUACCAGUGGAAAGAGACGAAGAAAGAGGAGAAGAAGAAGGACAAUCUGGGCGGCGGUGAGACCACGAUCACGAAAUUUGAGUACAACAAAGUGUGGUCUGAUACUCAGAUCAAUUCCGCAUCCUUCAACCAGCCCGGCCAUAGCAACACCAUCUCCGUUUCUGGCUUGCAAUGCGGCACGGAAGAGUUGACCAACACCACCGUGAAGUAUGGCGAGAGCUACUACCUGCCCAAGGAGUUAGUGCAACAACUUGGAGGCCCAAUGAAGUGGCAGGACGCCAACCGUCUGGUGAAGGUUCUGGAGUUCAAUGGCUCCAGGUUUGAGCGCUCUGAAGACUGGUUCUACUAUCCGCCAGCUGCAGCCCAAGCCCCGACUGUGGGCAGUGUGCGCGUCUCCUCCCGGUACCUGCCAGAUGGACCUGCAUCAGUGGUGGCGCUGCAAAUGGAAGACAAGCAGCACCCCAACGCCGCAACAUUCCUUCCUUACCGAUUGGUCUACCGAGGCCUCUGUGGUGGCCUUACUGAGGAUGCCCUGCGAGAAGCGCUUCUCGCCCAGGGGCAGAAGGGCAGCGAUGAGCUGUACGAAGAGGAAGCCUGGACGAGUGGCCCUUUUGCAUGUCUCUGUUGCUGCUGCAACAUGGUUGCGAUGUGCUUCGCCAAGUUGGCGCCCCCGCAGAUCUUUGCGGCUUUCAACGGGCAUAGCAGCUCUGAGGAGUGCUUCGAGAAGCUGGAAAUGAUUGGAAGGCUGCAGAAGUGGGGGCUGCGGCUUCUUUCCUGGGUGCUGCUCUAUGCGGCCACCUACGCACUCUUUCAGCCCUUGCUGGUGGUUCUGGACAUCUUCCCAUUCCUUGGCCCGUACCUCAGCACUGGCGCAGGCUGGGUUGUUGGGAUCGUAGUGUUCGUGGUCACGGCCCUCCUUGCCACCACCAUCAUCUCCUUAGCUUUCCUCAUUUACCACCCGCUGGUCGGCUUGGCAUACCUGGUGGGUGUGGGUCUUGCCGUCGGUGCUGUGAUCGGCAUCUCACAUGCUCUGUCUUCAUAG